AAGACCCUGGCGGGACAGAGCGUGGAGACAGAGAAGGUCCUGGACAUCAUCUACCAGCCGCAGGCGGUGUUCAGGGUGCGGGCGGUGACCCGCUGCACCAGCUCCCUGGAGGGGCACACCGAGGCUGUCAUCUCCGUGGCCUUCAGCCCCACCGGAAAGUACCUGGCGAGCGGCUCUGGAGACACCACCGUCCGCUUCUGGGACCUCAGCACGGAGACGCCGCAGUUCACGGCCAAAGGUCACCGGCACUGGGUGCUCAGCAUCGCCUGGUCGCCUGACGGCAAGAAGCUGGCCUCGGGCUGCAAGAACAGCCAGAUAUUUCUCUGGGAUCCAGCCACUGGCAAUCAGAUCGGCCGGGUGCUCUCUGGCCACUCCAAAUGGAUCACGUGUCUGUGCUGGGAACCGCUCCACAUAAACCCGGAGUGCCGCUACCUGGCAAGUGCCUCCAAGGAUGGCAGCAUCCGCAUCUGGGACACACUGAUGGGCAAGUGUGACAAAAUCCUCACGAGCCACACGCAGUCGGUAACGUGUGUGAAGUGGGGGGGCGAUGGCUUGCUCUACUCCUCCUCCCAGGACAGGACCAUCAAAGUCUGGAGGAGCCAGGAUGGGGUCCUCUGCCGCACCUUACAGGGCCACGCUCACUGGGUGAACACCAUGGCUCUUAGCACCGACUACGUUCUCCGCACUGGUGCCUUCGAACCUGCUGAAGCCACCAUCAACCCACAGGAUGUGAGCGGCUCCUUGGCAGAGCUGAAGGACAAGGCACAGCAGAGGUAUGACCAAGUCAGGGGCCAGGAACCAGAAAGGCUCGUCUCGGGAUCAGAUGAUUUCACACUGUUUCUUUGGAGACCAGCAGAAGACAAGAAGCCACUGGAGAGAAUGACAGGCCACCAGGCAUUGAUUAACCAAGUCCUGUUCUCGCCAGACACCCGGAUAAUAGCUAGUGCUUCCUUUGACAAGUCCAUAAAGCUCUGGGAUGGUAGGACAGGAAAGUACCUGACGUCGCUGAGAGGGCACGUCUCGGCUGUGGAUCAGAUCGCCUGGUCCGUGUAUGCAACGGAUUGGAGCCCGGAUGGACAGAGGGUAGCCAGUGGAGGGAAGGACAAGUGUUUGCGGAUGUAA
Molecule: messenger RNA, 1122 nt
Organism: Balearica regulorum gibbericeps (East African grey crowned-crane)
Lineage: Eukaryota; Metazoa; Chordata; Aves; Gruiformes; Gruidae
Source: RefSeq, a predicted model, not a curated record